Molecule: messenger RNA, 605 nt
Organism: Engraulis encrasicolus (European anchovy)
Lineage: Eukaryota; Metazoa; Chordata; Actinopteri; Clupeiformes; Engraulidae
Gene: adma
Product: adrenomedullin a
Exons: 4
Coding region: 213-605 (130 amino acids)
Biological process (GO): positive regulation of heart rate; regulation of systemic arterial blood pressure; adenylate cyclase-activating G protein-coupled receptor signaling pathway
Cellular component (GO): extracellular region
Molecular function (GO): hormone activity
Source: RefSeq, a predicted model, not a curated record
CACACACACACACACACACGGACACGGACGCUUUCUUGCUCUCACACACUCUCUGUCACAAACUUUUUGAUUUUCUUGCUCACACACAUUUUUGCUCUCUUGCUCUCUCACACACACACUCUGACGGACGGAACAUCUUCCAGCUGCUGUGAAAGAACAUAGAAGACAGAACAUAGAAAACGGAACACGGAACACAGAACACAGGUGUUGCCAUGGGUGUGUUCAGGUGGUGUGUGUUGUGCUGCGUUGGUGUUUUGACGUCAGCAAGACCACACACAGACACUACUACAGCGGACAGUUCUUCUGCAGUGAGUGGAGCGCCAUCUGACAGGAGCGCGACCAAUCAGAAUUCACUUCUGCUACACAUCAGACACGCCCCCCUCCACAGGUCUGCAGGUGUGUUCUUGGGCGUGUCCCGUGUGAGGCGGUCCCCGUCACCUGCUGGCCAAUCGAGAGCCGGCCCGGCGCUGGUCAGCCAAUCGCGCGGCGGCGGCUGCUCGUUGGGGACGUGCACAGUGCACGACCUGGCGCACCGCCUCAGCCAGCUGAGCAAGAACACACACGCUCCCAUGGACAAGAUAUCACCCCAGGGAUACGGACGCUAA